This is a messenger RNA of Magallana angulata, 3544 nucleotides long. RefSeq lists its product as uncharacterized. The record is from RefSeq and is a predicted model, not a curated record. NCBI's taxonomy places the organism in Eukaryota, Metazoa, Mollusca, Bivalvia, Ostreida, Ostreidae. The coding region runs from base 483 to 1298 and encodes 271 amino acids. The transcript is spliced from 6 exons.
ACAUACCAUUAUGUUGUUACGCUGAGUACUGUACAGUGAUGACAUGACCGCUUCCUUAAUAAUAACAAUAACACCUGGCUUAUCAUAUCCAUCGAUUUUUUUAUGAGGCAGUUAAGAAGUGUCAUGCACUUUGUUCAUGUCCCAAGGGAAGAGCCCGAGGACUUACUUAUCCAUAGGAUAUCUGCUAACAUUAGCACCGUGAAGGGAUUUCGGGAUAAAAAAGAACAAAAUCGCUCUCUUGAUCGCAGAGAGAUUUUAUACUGGUCACGUGGCUAUUCGUUGAGGAGUUGGAUUAAAGGGGUGUUAAAUCACUGGCAUACUAUUGGUCAUACUGUACUUGCCGUGUGCACUGUUCGCCUAUUAAGCUUAUUUUACCACCGUUAAGAUCGAUUGCUGAGGAGGGUUUAUUAUUUAAUUCAAGCGGCAGCAGGUUGCAUACAUCCGACAUUGACUUGGAAUCCUUCGACAUUUUCGUAUGAAGAAUGGCUAUGGUUACGCAUAAUGGACAAACGAUCGGAAUAGCAGACUACGUCUCACUUAUAAUUGAAGCAGCGAGGAAAAUCAUCGAAAGAGAACAACGAGAGAAGGGAAAUUUGGAUAAGAGUGGUAUAUCUUUAAUCAGCGCGGACGCACCAGAAGACAGGCUAACUAACAGCGAAUCAGAGACGCCAAAGGAAAUGGAAAACACUACGCCAAACCCUUCAGACAUGAACUCGGUGAUGUUGCGUUUGCCAGAUGGAACCCUUCAAUCGGUAGAAGAUUACAUCGUCGGAAUUAUAAAAGAUGCAAGCAGUCAGAUAGAAAAAGAACGCCAAAAUACAAGUAUUACAGCAGACGACAUCUUUGAUAAAUCAGCAGACGUUGAAAACGUGCAGCAGACACCCCUAAAGACCGAACUAAACAACAGCACGCACGGAAAAGACUCAACACCAUCAAAGGCAGCUAAAGUAUCUAGUCCAAGAGCAGGGCCAGUUUCAAAAGUCUUAAGCCGGAUCUUUAAGCGAGGAAAAACAAAAGAGAAAGAAAAGCCUAAAGACGAAGUAAUCCAUGGAUUUGACGAGUCACAAACAACAGACAGAGCUGCAGAAGAAGGAUGUUCGCCCAUUAAACCUGAGCCAGGCUCCCCCAACAGUAUCCACAGUGAAGAGAUUACUGCUCAUGUUGCCACUGAAAACCACCAAUCUCCUGGCAAAGACUCCAAACAAGAAAUUCCCAAAGGAAAGGGAAAACUCAAAAAGAAAAAUUCCCUUAGGAAAAUGUUAUCCUGCUUUUCUUCCAAGGCGGCUCAAGCAGACUGACCUUCGAUUGGACAAUUAUUUGAUAUCUAGACAAAUCUAAAAUCUGAUAUCUGAUAUCACAGAGUGGCAUCAGUUCAAACAUGAUAUCUAUACCCUGUUUAAUUAUCAAGAGGAUUUAUCUGACUUCUUUGUAGAUUCUGGAUUUUAUGAACAUCUGUGAUCACAUUGGAUUUAAUAACUGUGACCCCUGGAAAAUACCGGUAUCUGAAUUUUGCGAAAUUGAAUUAGUGGGUAGGAUGACGAGUCGAUCAUUGUUACUGUCUUAUUAAAUAACAUAAAGUAAGGAUAUUGCAUUAAUAUUCUGCAAACUCAUCAAUAACUGUGUGCCAUGAAGAUUGAUUAAGCUGCCAAAUUAGAGACAUUUUUUGGGUGUGAAAUAAAUCAUUUCAAAUGUUCCCUGCAGGAAGAAAACCAAGAGAAAUUAGUGAUGAAGAAAAUUGCAUUCAUUUGAGUCUGCUCUCUUCCUGUCAGGCAAGAACAACAAGGAUUUUCUCCCUCCUUGAAAGUGAAAUAAUGAACGGCCAAUAUGGAAAAUUGCAGGAUUCAGUCAAUUCCCCUUGGAUUUGCAGGUCAGAGCCAUCACAACUUGCUAGGCAUUGGAGACUGAUCCAGAAGACGGGUUCAAUACUACUAGGGUUUUGAUGUUGAACAGACACUGGAUCCUUUCUGUAGUAUGAAUGGCGUGUGUGUUAUUUACUGUAGGAGAACAAUUAUGUCAUUCUAAACAAGACAAUUUAAUGACACAAUGUAGUUUGAACUGUCAUAUGACUUUUGCAACACUGAAAUGCAAUUCACACCAAAAAAUUAUCUGCUUUGAAAGUACACCAGCUUAUUUGAUUAUUUUACAGUGUGAACUUAAUAGACAUUUAUAGUUUCAAAAUCCAUAUAGCACAUUGUUUUGAUGGUGCUAAUUUUGAUUCUCUAUGGUGGUUGAUUACAAAUCACCAAAAUUAAGCUAUUGUAUAUAAUUUGUAUAGUGUAAAAUUUUUCUCUUAAAAAAUUGCAAAGUCCUACACCUGCUAUAUGAUAACCUCAAAGGUUCAAAAUACAUAUUGUUUAUUAUUAAAGUACUUACCUAAGAAUAGAUAAUUUAUCAAAAUCUAAAUGAUAGAUGGGGUCAUAUUUAAUGCCAAAAAAUUACCUUUUUUUUUUCAAAAAUGCAUGCACUAUAAUAUCAAAAUUAAUUUUUCCUGGACUGGGUACUUGUUUCUUGUUUUUAAAUGUAUGAUGUACUUAGUAUGGGUGUGGAACUUGUUGUAUUAUUAUUUAUUUGAUAUCACUUUAUAUGUUUCUAUUAUAUCAGUUGAAUCCCUUAAUUAACAAAGUCCAAUCUAACAAGUGGUUACUAGUAUUCCUCUCCUGGCCCCCGUGUUUGCCAUUAACUUUAGAAUCAAUACACAUAGAGAACGGCAAUAUAAUUUGUUCAUUGAAACAAAUGUUUUUUUAACAAGUUGCUGUAUAUAAUUGUAUUAUAUUCAAAUCAUUGAAACUGCUCAGUUUUGGGUAUUCAUUUUUUCAUGGACACUUACUUUGAAAUUGAUACUUUGGUGAUUUGAGAGAGAGAGAGAGAGAGAGAGAGAGAGAGAGAGAGAGAGAGAGAGAGAGAGAGAGAGAGAAUAAAUAUGUACUUAUCGGUACAUAUACAUGUGUAUGUCUAUUAUAAUUUAUUUUUGGUGAAAAAUACUUCACCAUAUUGAUCGUCAUUUUAACAAAGUAAAGCUUUUAAAUGACAUUGUAAAAAAUAUUCCGUUAUAUGGCAUGUUUUGACUGGUCUAUCAACCAUUUUGUAUGUGUAUAUAUAGAAAUAUGUCGGGAAAAUUAACACAAGUAUUUCUAUUAUGGUAAACAAUAGAAUGCUUAGUUUAAAACUCUAGUUCUGAUGUUUUUUCAUUUAGGGUGUGUGUGUGCAUGUGCAUUAUAAACAUAAUUUAGUAAAAGGAAGGAAAAAUCAUUGAAAAUACUGGUCAAUGAAAUCAUAUUCUUUAUCAUGGAAAUUUAUUUAAAAUAUCAAAACUUAUGUAAUUUACAAUAAAUUGUAAAGAAUUCUCGCAUUAAGUAUAGUUUUUUUUAGCUUGCUUCCCUCUCCCUCUUCACACACACACACACACACACACACACACACACACACACACACACACACACACACACACACAAUGUUGUUUACAUAAAAUUGUUUAAUGUCUACUGAUAUGUUUUUAUAGAUGAAAUAAAUUCAAAACCUGCAAUAAACGUUCAAAAGAAAAUUC